Molecule: messenger RNA, 385 nt
Organism: Plectropomus leopardus (leopard coralgrouper)
Lineage: Eukaryota; Metazoa; Chordata; Actinopteri; Perciformes; Serranidae
Source: RefSeq, a predicted model, not a curated record
UUACGGUGGAAUGCUGUCCGUCUACAUGAGAAUCAAGUUUCCAAACAUUGUGGCUGGAGCUCUGGCUGCCAGUGCGCCCAUACUGUCCACUGCUGGGCUGGGAGACUCGAGGCAGUUUUUUAGAGACGUUACCGCUGAUUUUGAGAGUGUUGCCCCUGAAUGCAGAGAAGCUGUGAGAGGAGCGUUCCACCAGUUGAAAGAAUUAGCCGAACAGCAAGAUUACAGUCGCAUCCAGUCAGAGUUCUCUCUGUGCAAGCCUCCGUCAUCUCCUCAGGACAUCCACCAGCUCAACGGCCUGCUGAGAAACGCAUUCACUCUGAUGGCCAUGCUGGAUUACCCAUACAGCACACACUUCAUGGGCAACAUGCCCGCCAAACCCGUCAAG